Messenger RNA from Sinocyclocheilus grahami, 1994 nucleotides. Its product is annotated as stAR-related lipid transfer protein 13-like. The transcript has 3 exons. The coding region runs from base 423 to 1979 and encodes 518 amino acids. The record is from RefSeq and is a predicted model, not a curated record. Gene Ontology annotation, molecular function: GTPase activator activity. Lineage: Eukaryota; Metazoa; Chordata; Actinopteri; Cypriniformes; Cyprinidae. Gene Ontology annotation, biological process: regulation of Rho protein signal transduction; actin cytoskeleton organization.
AUGUUAUGGCGGUUUUGCUGCUAGAAUCAGGAUGGUUAUCGUGCCUAUAAAGAAGCUAUAUAGUGACUAGCGCCAAAUGCCACGUGGACUAUCUCUAUAAAAACCACCACAACCCUUUAUUAUCACAAUAAACUUGAUAUAUGAGAAUGCCACUAGCAUUGUCUUUGUGUGAAUUGAUAUAAUAGUUUUCUUUCUUAAAGCAUACUAUCUCUUUUUGUAUCACCUAAAGAUAUUGAAUAGAAACUGUGUUAUAUCACACUGGUUAUGUAAUCGUUUAACAGAGGAAGGAAUGUGCCCUUUGAAAACAUGAAAAACCCAUUUGAGUGAAUCUACACUGCUACCUCUGGGGGUUCUGGAUUGUGGGGAAGGAAAAAGGAAAAAAAGAGACAGUGAAAGAUAGAGAGUUUUCUCAAAGAAUUGGGAUGAGUGAAGAUUCAGAUGAAGAUGACCUCUUUGCCAUCAGUGACAAAUGGACCUUUGAAUGGAGCAGUCGCCGCUGGUCCAGGCUCCAAGACAUCGAUUGCCUGCUGAGGGGCGUGGAGAACAAGAACCCAGGGGAAAACUCUGCCCUGCGGAAAACGACCAGCAGCGAGAGUGUUCUGACAGACUUGAGCGAGCCGGAGAUCUCUUCCCUCCAUAGCGAGAGCAGCGGCGGCAGUGGUGGCGUUCGUGUGCAUAGUGCGGAAGACUCGGACAGCUCACACCGCACCUGCUCGAACUCUGCAGCCAUGCCUGACCCCACAUCACUAGGUGUGACCCAUCUCUCUUCAGAACUUUCAAGCUACGGUUCGCUGCCUGUAAAGCAUAGCAAGCGAGGACGGACACGAGCUAAGGAGUUCUUACGGCGCAUGGAAGCUUUGCAGUUACGUGGAGCAAUGGGUGGCGGAGGGAACAGGAGUCUUGUUAUAAGUGCCCCGGUUCUCCAACAAGAACCCCAGACUGUAAAAACUCUCCGCUGUGUGGAGAUCAUCAAUGGAGACAUGCGUCUUGCAGAGCCACCUUCCGGCAUAGGGUUGCCCUCCCAGUCUAGCAGCGAAGGGAGCAGCAGCCAGUCCAGUGGGAGUGCCAUCAGUACGCCAAACAUGAAGGAACGCAACGUCCACCGGGCUGAUCACAAGCGCAGUGGGAUGUACCUGGAGGACUUGGAUGUGUUCUCCAGUCUCAUCCAGGGUAAGCGUGUGGCUGAGCAGAACCGACGCAAUGAGUUCCACUCCUACGAGGACCUGGUGGUCCAUAUUCCUAAAGAUCACAAGCCUGGAACCUUUCCCAAAGCUCUGUCCAUCGAGAGUCUUUCACCCUCAAUGGCAGCCUCCAUCAACUGGCACUUGGCAAGCAUGGACUCGGAUGUUCAGCAUCCACCUAGCUUCAAAGAACCUCGACCUGUCACACAGUGCUGCAACCGAGGAAGUCGGAUCAGCAUUUACGACAAUGUACCCAGCUCGCACCUUUAUGCCAGCACCGGCGACCUCAUAGACUUGGAAAAGGAAGACCUUUUUCCACAUUUAGAGGAUAUUCUGCAGCAUGUUAAUGGGCUGCAACAGAUCGUGGACCACUGGUCCAAGAAUGUAUUGCCUAAUAGUGAAAACGCGGGGAAGGAACGAGUUGAUCUUGUUGGCGAAAGGCAAGGCGACCUGCAAUCAUCCAGCCAGAUCACAUUGGAUUUUGAGGAACAUUCAGUGCAGGAGGGUCAGGCAACCCCUAAUGAUGUAGACAGGGAUGGGGUGUCACUUAAUGAAACAGAAUCCGUAGGAAUGAGGGAAAGGAGAGACUCAGGGGUCGGGGCUUCACUUACCAGACCAAGACGCUUGCGAUGGCCUAGCUUCCAGAUUUCCAACCGCCUCAGCCAUUCGGUCGCCUCUCUCCAGAUCACCAGCCAAUCUGCGGCCCAGCUCAGCUUGCUACAGAAAUUUUCCUUGCUCCGUCUCACUGCUAUUAUGGAGAAGUACUCCAUGUCCAACAAACAUGGCUGGACCUGGUAAGAAUCUGUUGGAAAA